AAGAAACAGAUAAAGUUUACUUUCAGAAAAAUGACAUCCGUACAAGACAGAUUAAAACUAAAAAGAUCUUAUGAUAAUUGGAGUACACGUGAACAACUAUGCUUAGCUUCUAGUGUAUUAAAAUCAGGAGAUCAAAAUUGGAUGAGUGUAUCGCGAUCAUUAAAAACAUUUAUUGAGAAAGAAACAUUAAGGCCACCUGACUGGUUUUCUCAAAAAUCUUGUGCUAUGCAAUAUGCACAUUUAUUGGAAAAUGCAGAUACUCCCAAGAGAAAAAAAAGGGAAAGUGGAGAAACAACAGGUGAAUCAAUAGUUAGGAGGUUAACACAAGAAAGAAUAGCUGAAUUAGGGCAAAUUUUAGCUUUUCAAAGAGAUGAAUACCAACAACUUAAAACUGAAAUGAACAUAUUAAAAUCUGGGACAAUAACAGAAGACAAGUUACAGAAGAUGUGGCUUGCAAUUGAGCAAGAAGAACGAGAACAAGAACAAAAGGCAAGAGCACAUUCUGCAUGGUUAGCAAAACGUCAACAAAAGCAAGAAUUAACUCCACCUCAAACACUAUCUGCUAUAAGUCAACGUAAAUCUACAGAAAAUACAGUAGAAAUUCAAGAAACAGCAGAAACUGUAGAUGAAGAUGAAAAGAAAAAUAGAGGAGGACGGUCACCAUUAUUAACAAGUUUAUUAAAAUCACCAAGUCCAACAACACAAAUCCAGACUUCAACUACUACAGCACAAGUAAGCUCUCCUACAAUUACAAGUCUGCUUGGUUCUAGCCCUAAAGUGCCAAAUUCUCAACUGACACAAAAUGUGUCACCACAAUUGCAUCAACUAGUUACUUCUGCAAUUUCAAAUGUACCAUCAGAAAGACCAUCAGUUGGUGCACCAACCUUAUCCAUGUUAUUAGAAAUGCCAGCUAAUGCACAAAGAGGUCCCUUACCUAAUUUACAAUCAACUCCAAUUGUGUCUCAACAAAAUGUGCCUACUGAAGUUCAUAACAUUCAACCACAACCCAUUCAUCAAGUAACAGUUCAAAAUGAAACACCUGUAGCUGCUCAACCACUUACAAUUAAUGCACCAAAUAUUCAAGCUACGGAAAGUAUGGUACAGAUUAUAGAUCAUAUAGAUGAUGUAAUACGUAAAGAUAUAAUGGCAGAUGUAAUAGACAAAGAUGAAAUUAAUGAAAUUAUUGGAGAUAUAGAAGAGUUAAUAAAAGAAGAAAUAACUGGGAGUCCACAAACUUUAGAUACAGCUACACCAACAAUUAAUACUAUUACUGUACCCCAAAUUCAAGAAGUACCAGUGGUGACAGAACGACCAGAACCAAGAGAUGUAGAUGAAGUUGUGUCACUUUGUAAUUCACCAGAAAGUGAAAUGGCUAUUGAAGAAAUUGAUUCCAGUACAUCAAAUAUUGCAGAAAUUAUAGGAACAGUUGCUAUUGAACCACAAGAACCUAAAGUUAUUGUUACUGAGAUAUCUGAAACUAUAACAAAUACAUCUGAAGAAGUAAAAUCUGAGGAAAGUACUUGUGAUGAAAGAGUAGCAUUGAAUGAAGAACUUGUUCCUGAAUUAGAGACUCAGGAUGGUGAAAAUAGCAAAGAUACUCAAUUAGAAGAAAAGCAAAUGGUUGAAGAAUUUGACACUAUGGAUUCUACUUCAAAUGUGGAAGCUGACGAAAAUGACACAAAAAUGCCUAUAAAAGAAUUAAUAGAUGAAGUAGUAGAAGAUGAAAUGGAAGAAGAAGAAGAAACUGAAGUAGUUGUACCACCAGAAGCUAAAGAAUCACCUUGUAAUAAACUGCAAAGAGUAUCUACUGAAGAGAUAGAAAAUAAAAGCAAUAUGGAAUUAGACCAAUUAGAAAUGCACCUUGCUAAAAUAACAGGUGAACAGCAGGAUGUUCCAUCAGCAGAAGUUGUUAGUGUUUCGUCUGAAGUAACAAAUGAUCUUCCUAGCACUGAAGAUACAGAAAAAUCCCAAGACAUUAGUUUAAUUUUAGAAGAUGAUGAAAGUAGUUCAGAUGAUAAAAAGAAAAUAACAGAGGAACAGAUCAUAGAGAAUACUAUUGAAAGUACAGAAUCUAUGGAAUCAUUCAAAGAAGAGCCUAUAAUUGUAGUAAAAGAAAAAACUAUUAUAGAAGUAAGUGAGGAGUCUCCAGAAAAAUCUCAAGAGGAACAGACAGAAGAAGCUUUAGAAAUUUAUACAGAUGAGUUUAAGAAGGAAGAUACAAAAGAUUCUUCAGAAGAUACAACAAGCUCUAUUCUACAAGACAUAGAAAUUAAGGAAGAAGAAAUAGAGGAAACAGCAAUUGUAGAAGAUCCUAAUCAAUUGGUGUCUGCAGAAGAAAUAGAAAGUUUAAAAACAGAACUUGCAGAGCCUAUUAAAUCUGAACCUGAUCUUUCCAUUGUUAAAAAGGAGGAAACUGCAUAUGUGGAAUCAAAAGUAGGAGAAGAAUCCAAAAUUCCAUUGGAAAACACUCUCAUACCAGAAAUAAAAAAAGAAGAAAUUCAAGUAAAAGAAGAAAAAGAAGAGAGAAAAAAUGUUGAUAGUGAACCACGUGUAAAAAAGGAACCAGAAUCUAUCACAAGUGCUGGAGAAGAUACUGUUGAACUAGAUGAGGAAGAAUCAUCACUAAGCAAGUUAAGUGGAGGACGUGCUAUGAAGACUUAUUCAAAGAAGCAAAAUGUUUCUAUUGACAGUGAACCUGAAAAUGAAGGUACUGGAGAAGGUGCUGAUUAUAGAGCAUGGAAAAAGGCAGUCAUGUUAGUUUACAAUCGACUUGCUACACACAAAUAUGCAUCUGUGUUUUUAAGACCUAUUACAGAAGAUCAAGCACCUGGAUAUCAUUCAGUUAUAUUUAGACCUAUGGACUUAUCCACCAUUAAAAAAAAUAUAGAUAAUGGCACAAUCAGAUCUACAAUGCAUUUUCAACGUGAUGUUAUGUUAAUGUUCCAAAAUGCCAUUAUGUAUAAUAAACAUGAUACAUUUAUUUAUAAAAUGGCAGUUUCAAUGCAAGAAGAAUGCCUACAGCACAUGCAGAUAUUAGUGCAAGUCACAGGGGAGGGCACACUCAGGAGGGAAACAAGAACUGCAGCAAGCAGUAGUAGUGAGGCUAGUGAAAGUAGUAUAAAAAGAAAACGAAGCCACAUUACACCUAGUCCACAUGAUACUGACAGUCCACGUUCAAAAAAACGUAGAAAAUCAGAAAAUGAUUAG
Messenger RNA from Habropoda laboriosa, 3207 nucleotides. It is a transcript of the gene Brd8, whose product is annotated as bromodomain-containing protein 8. Gene Ontology annotation, cellular component: NuA4 histone acetyltransferase complex. NCBI's taxonomy places the organism in Eukaryota, Metazoa, Arthropoda, Insecta, Hymenoptera, Apidae. Gene Ontology annotation, molecular function: protein binding. Bases 31 to 3207 code for a protein of 1058 amino acids. The transcript is spliced from 3 exons. The record is from RefSeq and is a predicted model, not a curated record.